UGACCAUACCAAACUACUCUAAUUACACCAUCUUUUUAUCUUUAAGCUACUACUUGUUUAAUUCCCACAUGAAAAAGUCAAUUUCAUACUUCAUAUAACACCCACCUACUCUUUCCCAUUUCUUCAGAUACACUUUAACAAUUUAUUAAUUUUAUUCUUUUUUUCUUCCUUUCUUAAUAUAAAUAUAUAUUCAUAUUCAUAUUUAUGCAUAAAUCAUUAUAUAUACCAUAAUUAAUCCCAAAUUAAAUCAUGGAAAACCCAAACAAACCCAAGAAUUUAUUUCUCAAAUUCUUACCAAAAGUUGUUAACUUUCAAAACCCUCAAUUUAGCCCUAGAAGAGAUCAUCAUCAUCAUCAUAAUUUUUCAGGUAAGCUUAAAGCCCAUGCACAUAAAGGGUUUUCUGGCCCAAUAAACUACUCUAAAUUACCCGAAGAAGCCCGAUCAAAGCCCAAUAAAGAUGGUAGUUUUGAAGCCCAUGAGCCCACUUCUCCAAAGGUAUCUUGCAUGGGGCAAAUCAAGUAUAAACAUAGAAAAAAUAAGUUAAGAAAAAUAAAUUCCAAAAGAAUUAUUACUAAUUUUGAUCAAGUGAAGAAAAAUAAAUCUCCUAUGAUGAUCAAAUUGUUUAGAAAAUCAUCAAAAGUUGAUAAAAAAUCAAAGGGUUUACAAAGUGAGGAACAUGGUAAGAUUACAAGGGGAGUUGUAGGAGAUAAUAAUAAUAAUAAUAAUAAUAAUAAUAAUAAUAAUAAUAAUAAUAAAAGGGUUUCUAAUAUGAAGCCUUGUUUGGGACAAUUGAAGAAGUUUUCUAGUGGAAGAGAAUCAUUAGCUAAUUUUGAUUGGACGGCUCAGAUUGCUCCAAUUGAUCAUGAUUAUAGAGAUUAUUAUUCUGAUGAUGAUGAAGAAAGAAGAAGAGAUAAUCUUGAUGAUGAUGAAGAUGAUGAUGAUGAGGUAAUUAUCCCGUACUCCGCACCUAUAUUACUAGGUGGAAGAUCAUAUGAUGAUCAUGAUGAUGAGGAUGUGAAGAGAAGGUCGUCAUGUUUGAAGGCAAGGAAGGAAGUUAAUCUUUGGAAGAGAAGAACUAUGGCUCCACCUCCCCCACUUUCAUUAAAUUCUAAGGCUAGAUCAUGAAUUAUGUUAUGAAUAUUAUUUAAUAAUGAUCAUAUUAUGUAUUUUAUAAUUACUACUAUAUAUUAUAAAGUUUUCAUUUUGCCUUAUAAUUUAAUUUAAUUUUUUGUAUUGGCAAGUUGUAUUUAGUUUAUUUUUUUAUGAAACUUGCAUUGUGAUUCAAGGUGGACAUAUUGAACAAUUUGGU
Messenger RNA from Amaranthus tricolor (Joseph's coat), 1309 nucleotides. RefSeq lists its product as uncharacterized. The transcript has a single exon. The coding region runs from base 250 to 1125 and encodes 291 amino acids. Lineage: Eukaryota; Viridiplantae; Streptophyta; Magnoliopsida; Caryophyllales; Amaranthaceae. The record is from RefSeq and is a predicted model, not a curated record.